CGCACUCGCACAAACGAAACGUACCUUCCGAACCGGAGCGGCUCAGCCCCGUGCCCUCGGGUCCAACCCUCGGUCCAGCCACUCGUCCUCCGUGGACUUCAACUGCCCGGAAGAAUUCGGGUACUAUCCACAUCCCUCCGACUGUUCGCAGUACUACGUCUGCGUGUUCGGUGGGGCAUUGCUGGAAAGCUGUACCGGCGGGUUGAUGUACAGUCACGAACUGCAAACCUGUGACUGGCCCCGAAACGUGGGCUGUGACCUUCCGGCGUUGAGCAGUCCAUCCGCACCAGAACGAGCAGCCGUUACUCCACGCGUACCGCAGGUCCUAUCGCGGAUCCGGUUCUCCAGUGCUCCAUCAGCACCCUCCGCACCGUCGGCUCCAUCCGGACCCAGUGGUCCCUCGGGACCUUCCGGCCCUGAACCCUCGGCACCUGCACGUAUCCAGCAGGUUCACGCUCUACCGCCACCACCACCGCCAGCAAAUCUCAACCCUGUGAUCACUACCCGUGGACAACCCAAGAACUCCCCACAAGAAGAUAUUGCCAAGCUCUACGAGGAAGCUCACGACACUCUGCCACCGGUCGAAGAGGAAGAAUCCAGCCGUCCGCAGCGUAUCUACCGUGGUCAGCCUAGCACCGUCACUCAGGUUCAGCGCGAUCGGGACGGAAUCCUGCAGCAACCGAGCGUAAAUGCCAUUCCAACCCAGGCUAAAGUAGGUUCCUUUGCGUACAGUGCCCAGCCGCAACCUUUCAGUGACGAAGACAAACUGCAAGACCUAGACCACGAAGCAAACAGCAAAACGCACGAUCGCAAAAAGCGCGACGUUUCUUCAGACCAACCGGCCAGCCAGGACAAAACGAUCGAUCCGAUCGAGACCGAAGAUAAAACAAACGAUAACCGACAUGUCAAACGUUCGAACCCAGAUGAAACUGCUCCCGCUGGAGAACUCCUGGUUCCAACUGCACUGGAGGAAACAGCAGACAGCGUGGAGAGUGCCCGCAGUGCUCGACAACUAAGGCCAUUGGGAAACUGGCAGUACAGAUCGUUGGACACUGCACUCUCCCGCCAGAAUGCUUACCCCCAGAGCAGUUACGACCCAUUCAGUUUCACAGCCGGACCGACUCCGGCAAUCCACAUCAAGUCCGGAGCACGGUACUACCAACCACAACAGUACAGUAAGAAAGAAAUCACCAACAACUACAACGAUUACCUCGAAGCAUACGCCAAAGCCAAACAGGGCUCACAAUACCUUCGGCCAGUAGAAGUCACCCGCCAUAAGACCGCCGGUCUACAGAACUACAAAACAGUUACCAAGAUAACACCUCAGGACAGCCUGAUCCCCCUGUUGAUCUCCAACCAAUCGCCCAGACCGCAACAGUAUCAAACCGCAUUUACAGCAGCCGCAUUCGUGAACAACCACAACAACAAGAAAUAUACCACCCCAACCCCGGAUAGCGACGAUGAAACCAUCCCGGACAACUUUGCCUUCUUCCACUUCGGAAACACGUACUCGUCAACGCCCAUCUCGGUCAACAACCAUGCCAAGCAAACCGUCAGUAACAACCCUCCACCUCCCAAGCAACCCUCCGUCCAGGCCUCUCAACCGCAACAACCUCCCCAGAAAAUCUCCCAAUCCACGCACCGAAGCCCCUACAUAGCCUUUAGCUCCGUCGGUGGCUUCUUCAACAACCAACCCACGUCCAACCCGAUCAAGGAAUCCUUCGUCCCUAUCCCAAAACAGUCAUCCAACUCCCAAUCCCAAUCACCCCAAAUCAAGCAGAAGAUCCUCGCAGGACCUAGCACUCCCGCCCCGGUAUACGAAAGCAUCAGCAACUCAAUACCUCCCAGCAAUAUCCGCUUCACAGUCACCACACCAAAAUCCCUCGACUACUACUCCCCGAACAUCUACGUCAACAGCAAGGAGAAGAUCCAGUCGAACAACUCGCCCUCCUUGGUCACGUUCGCUAGCUUCAACGACAAACCGCUUUCGAUCUUCGAAUCAUCCACGGUCAAGCCAGCCGCGUACUUCUCGACCAAAUCGACCAACGGCUUCCAGCCGAUCAUCAUUUCCACCACGCCUCGCUUCUACCAACCAUCCGUCAGUCCAGCCAAGUCGGAGUACAACCGCUUCUUCGAGAGCAUCAAGAACACACACAUCCAGCAAGUCGGCAACGGUAAGUUUAACGACGGUUUGCAGGACAUUGGAGUGCACUACGUGAAGAACGGAACCACAAAUCUGCGACCAGUUCCACCGGUGCAGCAGUACCAGAAGCCGUACUACGGACCAUCGACUGCAAGGCCGGUGAAGCCCGAGAACGAGUACUACUACGAUGACGAUGAUGUCGAAGAUGAUCGCGGUCACAAAUACGUGAAGAAUACACUGAAUGAUAACCGGAGACCAAGCUAUCCGAAUAGGCGACCCACCGAAGACGACGAGGAUGACUACUAUGACGAUGAAGAUGAGGAUGAUUACGAGUACCGCUAUCCGGUGAACAAGUCGAAGUACACCCCGAUGACGGAAACCAUGGCUCCCAGACCUUUGGCCAAUUUGACCACCCCUAGACCAAGCGGCGUGUCGGGACACAUCAUGUACCACAACCAUCGAUAUGAGACAACUACGUGGAAACCCAGUACCGUGACGGCAUAUCCACCGACAACCAGUGUCAUCCCUCCGAUCAUCCAGUUUCCAGAAGACGUCUUCCAGGGAAUCAAGCCCUUCAACGAUAUCCCGCGAUACCUCAACAAGUCCAGCUCACGACCGUACGCAGUUCGGCAACGCAUCCGUCCUACCGCAAUCCCCAAUGCCAAUCUCAUCGACGAGACUACCUCCAAGGAACUCCUACGCACCACUGCCAAAUCGUUCAGCUCCAAGAGCAACAUCUUCAAGACGACCCCUACGCCAACGCCGCCAAGGCCUACGACCACGACAACGACGACCACGACGACGACUCCGGCACCUCCGGUGACUCGGACUCGAACCCUUACCACGACCUCCACCGUCCCACCACCCACGACGACCGGUGAGACGACCGCGCGCAAACGGUACACCGUUCGACCGAACCGCGGCCAGCAACGCUGGCGCACUACCGAGACUCCCGAACAGGAACCACAAACACUACCUACGAUUAGCAUCCGACCGAACAAGAACCAGAACCGUAACAAUCGAUUGGAACUCGAUGAACGGCUACCGAACAGAGUUGAAACGUCAUCGCCCGCCCCAAGCCGAUACGUGCCCGAACAGCCGCAGAAGACAGUAUUGUCUCAGAGCAACAAGAACUACUACAACACCAGCAACUACGAUCCAUCCGGAUAUGAUUCGUACUACGCUGUCUAUGACGAUGACGUAGAGCUGUACAGAGAUGUUGAAUACCAACCGCAGUAUAACCAGAACAACCAGCAGUCGUCUCAGCAGCCGCAGAAGCCUAUCGUGUCGUCCACCUACCGGCCAACCGUGGUCACAACCAUUGCUCCAACUUCUCAGCGAGAUCAGUCUUCGUACGUAACUUCUCCCCGAACUACCUACCAACAGCGCCCGACCUAUCAGGAUUAUGAUGAUGCCCUUGUAUCACAGCUUGAAGAUGAUCGUUAUAAUCAGAAACAAACGCACACGCAACUCAGAAACGAAUUGAACUCGAUCUCAGAUCGUCCGAUUUUGGUAUCGUCAACGAUUCGUACCUAUAACAGUCCAAAAUACCAGACAGCCUUCGUAACAUCACCCGAACCGUUCUCACUUCCAUCAACAACCACAACAAGAACCACUACAACCACCAGAUAUACCACUCCAACAACAACAACACCCGCUCCGCCACAGUACUAUACCACAAGAUCAUCACAAUUGGAUGAAAAAAGCCAUAAAUCAACCCCCAAAUCAAUUAUAUUAACACUCGCAGCACGCGCGGGUCCCUCCUCCACUACGGAAAGUCCCAUCCUUGUAUCCUUCUCCCCAUUCUCCUACAACGCGGCCCGAUCGGCCAGCACAGCCCACUCAAACAUUUACAGACCAUCGAAAAGCACUACGACUACGACAACAGAAUCCUCUCCCAAAAGCCCCACAACCUUAGACAGUGACGCUAGUGACAGUAAAGCCCUCCGAAUCCCUCCCGAAAUCAAGUUCCAUCCCAUACCCGAAGACAGCUACUAUGACGACGAUGAAUACCCCCUCAGUAAGACACGGUACGAAUACGGCGAUGAACAGCAAAACGAUAGCAGCAAUGAUCCGUCGGACAAGAAAUUUAUCACCCAAAAGUUACUCCCCGUCAAUCCUUCAUCCUCUAGCUUCAGUUCGUCAGGUAUUCGCGGUGAUUCCCCUUUCUCAUAUGAUCCGCCACGAAACUACUUUUCCUAUACAUUCAACAAAACCCCAUCUACGACAACUACCACGACUACAACCACAACUACCCCUGAACCAACAACAACUACCACAACAACUGCCGCAACUACAACCACAACCACGACCUCUACAACCACUCCGAGUCCGGUAACUCAGCGUCAACGUAUCCAAAGCUAUAUCGCGUCAGACAUACAACCGGAAAGUUUUAAACCCCAUCGCAUCAUCACCACGUCUAAGUCUCCGGCCAUCCCUGACUACGAUAGUUAUUUAGGUCCGGUUGUAACCCGAACUCGCGGUCAAAACACUUUUCUCAAAGCUCUCGGCACUACGCUUUCCGCUACACAACAAUCCACCAUCGCAACCUCCACUACCGCAGCACCUGCUUACGCAUACUCCUCCAUUGCACCGGUUCAGACUAAGCCAUCCUCUCAAUUUCUUCCGGAUCAACCGAUCCGAUUCACAUUGAGUACCAGUCUUGGCAACUCGCGUCCUGAAGCCCCAAGCUUCCCAAGCUCCACCCAAUCUCCACGAUACGUCGUCAGUCCCGACCAGUUUGCCGCCAACAAUACAAUUCGGCUUACGCUUAGCACCUCUUUGGGACACAGCUCAACUACAACUCGUGUCCCUUUCACACCGUCUUCUCCACGCUACGAAUCGCGUCCGGAGCAAGUACGCUAUUCGACCGGGAGCUCGAUAUCUGAAGAGCUCAUCAUGACAACCGCCAAACCGGUCGCUCAACCAACGCGAUACGAAAUUCGACCUGAACAGUUCGACAGCAACAAGUCCAUCAGAUUCACUCUGAGUGCUGGAAUCGGUGGUCGUCCUACGGUUUCAAAGGGUACCGUCGAAACGGUGGAAAUCACCUCUAUUAAACCUAGAUAUUCACAGUUUACUGAAUCUGAUGCGGUGACGACGACCACCACCACAACUGAGCCUACCACUACAACUUCCGCUAGUAAAGUUCUACGAUUUUCCCCAAGUUCGACUCCGUCUCCGACACGCGGACGUUACUACCAAAAUCCAUCAUCAUCAAAACCAACAAAAGUUAAUUUUCGCGACACUGAUCCAACCUCUUCCAGCGAAUGGGUUCCCUCUUACCCAGACAGCGUCUUUUCAAGCCCUCAAACAAACACUCUUCAGGAACACGAUGAGCAAGAACCUGACGACUCGUUCAUUCCCUCAAAACCUGAACUUAGCUAUCAAGACCAGUUAGGUGUAAAAACAUUGCCUCCGACUCGGUUUCCCCCACGAACUACCCCUCCACCUAACGCAGCUGCUGACAGCAAACGACUAGCUGAAGUAGUACAAAGUUCAACUACGCGAAGCUUUACCUUCAAAGAGUCACUAAACAGAACACUUGAACCUACCACUUCUUCGCGUCCUGUGGUAUCACCAUUCAGAAGCCUCGAAAUUCAACGCCAAACCCCUUCCUCUGAUAAGGCAUUCGCUUAUUCGACCUCAAGGGUAUUCUCCAACAUCUUCCGAACUACCACAGAAACUCCCCGGGAGUCUCCACUGAGAAACUACUUCCUCAAUACAGGUGCUUCCAAGUUUUCGACCGUCUCUCGAACUUUCACAAGCACUACUCCAGAAAGCACAACUCCCACCACCACUAGCACCACUACCCCUACUACAACUACCGAACCAUCAACGACUCCCAGCAGCACGACUCCUUACACUACCACCACCACAACUACUGAACCAACCACCACUACUACUGUUCCACUAACAACCACCACCACUCCGGUUUCCACAACUUAUUCCACCUACAUCACCGAAGACACCACCUCGACUACGGUCCCCAAACCUACCGAAGUCUAUCGGGGACGAUACAGGCCGGUCUUCAACCUGCCGCGAUCGUCCGAAACCUCCGAGGAGGUAACCACUCCUCGGUACCGCCUCCGGAACCGUGGUCCCUCAAGACGGACCUACACCCGGCUAAGGCCUACAUCUCUGAAUGGUGCCUAUCGUAACAAUAAUACUCAUGUACCUUUUACUAACACCGAAAGCACCGUGCUUUCGAUAUCUACCGAGUACUCGGAUCGCCACGCGGCCCCAACCGCGUUGCCUGUGAUCGCUUCCUCGACUAGUUCAUAUUUGAACGGAAUUCGGACCACGGGUCGGUCCGGUCACGACAGUGACGACGCACCGGUCAAAGCGUCCCACUACAAGUCGCGUUUUAGUGACAACAAUAUUGAAGUGUUUAAAAAGAUCACAACCCCGUCGGAGAAUGCCACCGGACACGUAAAAAUCGUUGAGAUUACCGACAAACCCGUGUACUACACUAGCUACCAUAUGACCUCGACUGAACUGAACUCUUUUGGACCUUCCAGCAAGACUGAGUCUACGACCAAGAAAUUCCGUGCGACAGUAGAGAUGCCGGAGAUGAACAUUCCCACCGAAAAGGAGCUGUUGUCCUACCACCAGGACGACAGUGCCAGCCGCGAAGAAGAAGACGAAGAGGACGAAGUAGAAGAGGAUGAGGGAACUCCCGAAGACGAGUUUACGGAUUAUUCGUAUCUCGAGACGACCAGCGCUGCUACGACCACGACGACCUCCACAUCCACCCUCCGGACAGCCAACCCCUACAAACCCCUGUACCGGUCGAACAAACGCUACACAACUACCACUACUACCGAACCGCCAACGGUACGCUACUCGUCCAGCACUGUGACCACGCAACGACUCAACCCGACCAGCACGACGUUCGCCGAUGUCCCGAGUUCCACAACUACCACCACCACCACCACCGAAGACGUACCCUCGACGACCACCGAAGACUCCGGACCACGGACUAGCUCUCCGCCAAGCUCCAGUACGACCACGUCCACCAUAUCCAUCACCUCCACAACCACCUCUCGCUUACCCACAACACUGUCCAUAAACAAGCUCCCACCGCGCGCUUCCAGGGUCAAUAAUGCCAUAAAGACCACGAUUGCGGCCGCACAGCUGCCACGCCGAUAUAGCAAACCGUCGUCAGCCGGGAAAAGCAUACAAUGUACAGAAAACUCACUUUCCGCCAAGUGCAACGAAAUCCCCUCGAGAGGAAGCAGUAACAGCAACAGCAACCGUAACCGCGGAAACCAGCAGUACAUCACCGAUACUCAGUCGACUGUCUCCGCCAACCGAGGAACCCAUCCACCACGUGCUCGCCCGACGCUGAAGCCCGCACAGAACAUCGUUUCGAAGGCGCAGGAGUUCAUCGACAUCUACCGCUAUCCCCCGAGCCGCCCCGAACCUCUAUACCCACAGCCGACCCCGGACAAGACUGCUGCCAAGUGCCGCAAGGACGUGUGCCUGCUGCCGGAUUGCUACUGCGGCGGAAAGGACGUCCCCGGAGAGCUGCCCGUCGAGCAUGUGCCCCAGAUUGUGCUGCUGACCUUCGACGACUCCGUCAACGAUCUGAACAAACAGCUCUACCAGGACCUGUUCGAGCGCGGACGUGUCAACCCGAACGGUUGCCCCAUUUCAGCCACCUUCUACGUGUCGCACGAGUGGACCGACUACAGCCAGGUGCAGAACCUGUACGCCGAUGGACACGAGAUGGCAUCCCACACUGUUUCUCACAGCUUCGGUGAGGCGUUCUCGCCGAAGAAGUGGGCCCGUGAAAUCGCCGGACAGCGGGAGAUCCUUUCCGCGUACGGUGGCGUUAAGCUUGAGGAUGUCCGCGGUAUGCGCGCUCCCUUCCUAUCCAUCGGUGGCAACAAGAUGUUCAAGAUGCUGCACGACUUCAACUUCACGUACGACUCAUCGAUGCCGGUCUACGAGAACCGUCCGCCUAGCUGGCCCUACACGCUGGAUUACAAGAUCUUCCACGACUGUAUGAUUCCGCCCUGUCCGACCAAGAGUUAUCCAGGUGUUUGGGAAGUUCCUAUGGUGAUGUGGCAGGACCUGAACGGAGGCCGCUGCUCGAUGGGUGACGCCUGCUCGAAUCCGCCGGACGCCGACGGUGUCUACAAGAUGAUCAUGAAGAACUUCGAACGGCACUACACCACCAACCGGGCACCGUUCGGAUUGUACUAUCACGCAGCCUGGUUCACGCAGCCGCACCAUAAGGAGGGCUUCAUACAGUUCCUGGACACGAUCAACGCCAUGAAGGACGUCUGGAUCAUCACCAACUGGCAGGCCCUGCAGUGGGUCCGCGAUCCGACUCCGCUGUCCCGCGUCAACUCGUUCCAGCCGUUCCAGUGCAACUAUUCGGACCGUCCCAAGCGCUGCAACAACCCGAAGGUAUGCAACCUGUGGCACAAAUCCGGCGUCCGCUACAUGCGCACGUGCCAGCCCUGCCCCGACAUCUAUCCGUGGACCGGCAAGACCGGAAUCCGCUCGUCGCGGAUCGAUAACGACAUCGAAGUGGCCGACACGAACUAAGUCAUAGACGUGCAUCCUUCUUCUGUAUCUGUACUGAGACACCCUGCGACCCCGCGAAUCAAAAAAAAAAACACCAGAUGAAACUUUAUUUUGUUUGUGUAUAAGAGAGACAAUUUUAUAUAUGGAUUUGUUAGAGCGAGAAGAAAACGAGUCAAGAAAAUCGGUUGUCAUUGCGCGCCACGCAGACGAGAUGCUGCUCCCGGGGGGUCCACCGAUCGAACCGAUUGAAGCCUCUCAAAAGUCUAGCUGAUUCUUUUCUUUUCUCCGGACGUUGGUUAAAAGAAAAGCAAUUCAACGAUGAGCUUUUUGUAUGAAUUUAUUCACACGUUGGGCGGUGCGAUAUCCCAGAGCUGGCCAUUUCCGAGCGAUGACGAUGAAAAAACUGUUCACGAAAGCCUUUAGGUUAAGCGUUUAGACUUAAGUAACGAUCAAUACAAAGCUUCGCACUCACUUUUCCACCUCUUCAUGAAGAUUGGUAAUUUAUUGCGUAAAACUACCAUCGGGGACUUCUUCCCGAAAACUUCAUUCUUCAUCACCCGCGAUUGAAGUGGAGUUCUUCUGAUAUUAUAUUCUCUUUAAGUUUUUUUUAUAAUUUUUACUAGUGUUGUUUUCCUGUAAAUACGU
This is a messenger RNA of Aedes albopictus (Asian tiger mosquito), 9325 nucleotides long. RefSeq names its product mucin-2 (gene Cda5). The transcript has 13 exons. NCBI's taxonomy places the organism in Eukaryota, Metazoa, Arthropoda, Insecta, Diptera, Culicidae. The record is from RefSeq and is a predicted model, not a curated record. Gene Ontology annotation, biological process: carbohydrate metabolic process. The coding region runs from base 206 to 8701 and encodes 2831 amino acids. Gene Ontology annotation, molecular function: hydrolase activity, acting on carbon-nitrogen (but not peptide) bonds.